Messenger RNA from Anopheles bellator, 1357 nucleotides. RefSeq names its product retinol dehydrogenase 14. The transcript is spliced from 4 exons. The record is from RefSeq and is a predicted model, not a curated record. NCBI's taxonomy places the organism in Eukaryota, Metazoa, Arthropoda, Insecta, Diptera, Culicidae. The coding region runs from base 105 to 1109 and encodes 334 amino acids.
GUGUUCAAAGUGUUCGACGAAAGCGUGAGAACCCAGAGGAUAGUCGCAGCUCCCGCGGGGUGCAAAACGUUGCUAUAAGCCACUUUCCAACCCACACACAAACUAUGUCCCUACUCGGAUUCAACGAUCCACUGACGGCGAUCGCGUCCGUGAUCACGGGCCUAGCGAUCGUUCUGUCACUAAUCAAAUACUAUCUGUACCUCACCUGCGGGCACUUUACCUCGGCACGCAAAAUGGACGGCAAAACGGUCAUCAUUACCGGGGCCAACUCGGGCAUCGGCAAGGAGACGGCCCGCGACCUAGCGAGACGGGGUGCCCGUGUUAUUAUGGCCUGCAGGAACAUGGAGACGGCCAAGGUGGCACGAGAAGAGAUCGUGGCGGAAACGGGCAACACCCAGCUCAUCAUCAAGCAGAUCGACGUGAGUUCGCUCGCCUCCGUGCGUGCGUUUGCCAGGGAGAUUGUUGCGGCCGAGCCCGUGAUCGAUGUCCUUAUUCAUAACGCCGGCGUGGCGCAGGCCUACAACAACAAGGUGACCGCCGACGGGCUGGAGUUCACGAUGGCCACCAACUACUACGGCGUGUUCCUGCUGACGCACCUGCUGAUCGAGCCGCUCAAGAAGGCCGACCAGGGCCGGGUGGUGAUCGUGUCGUCGAAGCUGUACCAAUACGCUUCGCUGAACCCGGACAACCCGAACAGCAUCAACCCGGUCAACUAUUUCUCGCUCUUCCCCGUCCACCUGUACAGCCUGUCCAAGUUUGCCGAAAUCAUGUUCACGCAGGAGCUGGCCCGGCGGCUGAAGGAUACGCGUGUAACGGCCAAUUGCCUACACCCGGGCGUUAUCGACACCGGCAUUUGGCGCAACCUGCCCUUCCCGCUCAGCAUCCUGUUCAAGCCGAUCAAGAUGUGUUUCCGCACGCCGGAGGAGGGAGCCCGCACCACCAUCUUUCUGGCCGUGUCGCCGGACGUGGAGCACAUCAGCGGACAGUACUUCCGGGGCUGCAAACUGAAUGAGCUGAAUCGUAGGGUGCAGAACGUCGCCAAGCAGCAAGCCCUGUGGGAGGCUUCCAAGAAGCUGGUGAAGCUGACGGAUGUCGAUCCUCAGAUCUAGGGAUCAGGGGAUGGCAGCGCUUCCGCUGUCUCUACGACGGGCUCUCAGUUGAUAUUUAACUGUAAAGAAGUAUAUUCGUGUGAAAACUUACAAACGAAGCCAGUAUACGAACACCAACACACACAGUUCGGUGUGCAUAAUUGUGUACCAGUGAGUGGCGAUGAUUUCUCAAACAAUGCAACAUAAAUCUAUGCCUAAAUAAAUAAUGUGCUUUGCCACAAUUGGUUGCUUCUCUUUGCACCCAUGCU